Molecule: messenger RNA, 2685 nt
Organism: Pangasianodon hypophthalmus (striped catfish)
Lineage: Eukaryota; Metazoa; Chordata; Actinopteri; Siluriformes; Pangasiidae
Product: putative ferric-chelate reductase 1
Exons: 16
Coding region: 6-1778 (590 amino acids)
Molecular function (GO): oxidoreductase activity, acting on metal ions
Source: RefSeq, a predicted model, not a curated record
CAAGUAUGUGUAGUCAGUUUGCAGCUCAGUAUCUGGCAGCUGUAACUCUAUACACUUCUCCUCAAAGCCACACUUGUCUCACAGCCAGGAUGUGGUUGUAUCUUGUGCUCCUGGGGUGUUUGAGGGUGUGUGAAAGUUACCCCGGUGGUAAGGUUUCUUCCAGUUGUGAUAACAUGCUUCCUUCUCAUGGAACCGUGGCUCAGACCAGUGCAGCGCCGUACACUGUUACAGUGGACAGCAGCACCUAUAAAGAAGGAGACACCAUCACAGUGACUCUGAGUGCAACCUCAGGGAGUUUUAAAGGGUUUCUACUGGAAGCGAGGCUGGUGGGAGGGAACAGCGCCAUCGGUUCCUUCAGUGUGGUGAACUCUAACUCCCAGGUCCUGACCUGCUCUGGACUGUCUAACUCCGCUGUCUCCCAAACGUCCAGCACCUCAAAAUCGCAAAUCCAGAGUAAAUGGAAAGCACCAACAUCUGGCAACCUCAACAACAUUGAGUUCAGAGUCACAUUUGUCCGUGAUUUCUCCACCUUUUGGGUGGGAGUGAAGAGCGCACAGAUCACCUACAAUGGCACAGUGACUGGUACCAUUUCCACUUCAGUCACCUCCACCUCCUCCAGCAUCUCCAGCGCAGGCUGUGGGAGCAGUAAGACGUGUUUAAACCAGCCGACUGACUGCGACCCUUCCACCAACUCCAACUGCUACUUCAUGUCUGCCACACCCUUGUCCUCAGGGUCAGAAUUCAAGUUCGAGAUCUCCGGCCGUGCGGAAGGCUACGUCUCCAUCGGCUUCUCAGAUGACACAGAGAUGGGGAAUGACGACAUCUACAUAUGUAUGAAGGACACAAAUGAUAUGAUCCAGUUACAGCACGCAUUCUCAACAGGAACUACAACACCAACAACCAUCGCCCUGGGGAAUGUGACAGUGCUUAGUACAUCACAGAAUAACGGCGUGAUCAGCUGCUCCUUCACAUCCAGGAACCCCAUCAGCACCACCAGGAGCUCCACACCAUCCAACAGCUACUACAUCUUCCUCGCCAGCGGUGCCACCAGAAAUGGUGUGAUCCAGAAGCACACCACUACACCCUUAAUUAGCAGCACUAAGGUGGACAUCACCAAUCCUCAGAUACUGGAAAGUCAAUCACAGCUACCUCCCAUCGUUAAAGCUCACGGUUGCCUGAUGCUGAUUGCCUGGAUGACCACGGGCAGUAUGGGAAUGCUCAUCGCACGCUUCCUAAAGAAAGCUGCCCCUGGACAGAGGUUCUGCGGGAAAGACUUCUGGUUUGUGGCUCAUGUUUUGCUGAUGGUUCUCUCAGUUGCAGCGACCAUCAUCGCCUUUAUCCUGAUAUUUUCAUACGAACAAGAGUGGAGUGGGGGAGCUCAUCCAGUCUUGGGCUGUUUGGUGAUGAUCCUCAGCCUCGCUCAGCCAAUCGGCGCCAUGUUCCGCUGCUCACCACAGGACGAGAGGAGGUUUAUCUUUAACUGGGCUCAUGCCAUCAACGCAUUAGCCAUUAAAGGGUUAGCAGUGGCAGCGAUCUUCACCGGUUUGCUGAUCGCCGACAGCUCGGACUCUCAGUGGAUGCCGAAGGUGAUGGGCGGAUUCGUAGCCUGGGAAGCGCUGCUCUUCCUCUGCCAAGAUUUAUACCACAAAUACAGCCAAAAAGAUAUGGACGAAUGUGAUGUUGAUGGGGUGGGUACAGGAGUGCUUCUGCUGAUGUUGUUCUUCACGGGAAACCUGGCAUUCCUGGUGGCUCUGCUUGUCGGAAUUGGAAAAGCAUAAUUAUGGAAACAAUGUCCACAAAUCUGAACCACGUUUUUUUUUUUUUAAACUGAAACUCAGGAUUUCUGUUUUUUAAUCAGGUAUAUAAGGACACAAACAUUUUUGGGUUCAUUUGCUUUCACACUCGUCAUGAUCUUUCAGUAAUAUAUUCAGAAACUGUAUGAAACAUGUUUUUGUUUGUUAAAAUCAAAUUUAUUUGCCAGAUUUCAUUUCCCAAGCAAGACUCCACUGGUGGUGUGAUGAAGCAGAGUUCCUGUUACCACCUCAAAUUUGUUUAUUUUCCUUUAACAGCAUGUCAAAGUGUUUUAUUCCUCUUAUACCGCUGCAACUUGCCAACAAUUACAAUUUCUUAUUUAUUAAGAAAAAGUCAUAUUUUAUUCAUUUAUAAUUUAUGGUUGCAUUUAACAUUCAUGAAACAAGUUAGUUCCUGUUUUCACUUACGUUAUAGCAGCUAUAAAUAGCCAUUCCCUCACCAGCCUCUCUUUCUUCUCUCUCUUGAAGAAGAUUAAAAAAUAAUGCAGCUUGAUGAGAGAACUGACUGGAAAAGGAGUGUGUGUUACGCAUAAUGCUUGAAUGAAAAUAUUUGCAAACAUUCAAACUGAUAUUGAUAUUUUUUACACAUACACUGCUUUAUCUUUGUAAUAAUGAAAGCGCAUCUGUGAAACCAAACAAACCAAAUAUGUAGUUCUGUCUUUAUUUUCUCCUGAGGGUGUACAAACUUUUGCCUCCAACUCUAUGUAUUCUAUGGAAUAGAUCUCUGUAUAUUUAUAGGAUGUUUACUGUAUUUCUGUAUGCUGCCUAACAACUCCUACAUCCACAGAUAUUAUUGAUGUAACUGUAUCCUGUCAACCUGAUUAUUAUUAUUAAUAUUAUUUUUUGAAUAUAAUAAAAUCAAAUCUGACCUUUU